AUGGCCGCCAGCGGACCAACUGCUUGGUUCCAAACAUUAGUUAAUAUAAAGCCUAAAUCCCGCGGAGUUCAUAUCAUAACGGACGAAAUAGAAAGUAUACCGGAACUAAAGAAGUACAAGAUCGGACUGGCUCAUUUAUUGUUGCAACAUACAUCUGCAAGCAUAUGCGUGAAUGAAUGUUGGGAUUCCUCUGUCCGUAAGGAUAUGGAGAUGAUGCUUAAUCGUCUAGUUCCAGAAAGUGGUCCACCAUAUAAACACACUAUUGAGGGACCGGAUGAUAUGCCAGGACAUGUCAAAACAGCUCUUGUAGGACCAAGUGUAACACUUCCAAUAACAAAUGGAAAAUUGAAUCUUGGAACAUGGCAGGGAAUUUGGCUUUGUGAACAUCGGAAUCAUGCAGGGUCAAGAAAGAUUGUGGUGACUCUCCAAGGGGUGCAAUAG
Pocillopora verrucosa is the source of this 441-nucleotide messenger RNA. RefSeq names its product UPF0047 protein YjbQ-like. Lineage: Eukaryota; Metazoa; Cnidaria; Anthozoa; Scleractinia; Pocilloporidae. The record is from RefSeq and is a predicted model, not a curated record.